CCUUACUACUACGACGUCGACUCGAACUCUGCUGAAUAUAUGCUUACGUUGGAACAGAUAUCCUUUACAACUCUUCACGACCGAGUUCUCGCAUGUUGUGCUGAAUUGGGUCAAGUACUCUGGCCGUCGGCGUACCCCUUCCACUUCGUUCGUAGACGAUAAGCUUCCUCGAGGAAGGGCGGUAAACGUGACGAAAGCAACAUCCUCUUUUCCUCAACUUUUCGGCAUUUCAAUCUUACGCUCAUGAUAAGAUACGACACGCCUCGACGGGCAGGCGCAUUCCCAGGUCGUUGUUCUUCGCGGGCGUCCGUGUAACGAUAUCUACAGCGACAGCGCUGCUCACGGUGUCUUAGCGUUUAACGUUAACCUUCACACUCACCUGUACAGACUAUCAUCUCUGCUUGUUCUACUUGACGAUUCCUAUACUCACUCACGACGAUGGACUCGACGCUGACUGCUUCUAGCUCUACUGCGACGUAUGCUGCUGCAUCACUCGUACUCGGUGUGGCGAGUGUGGCGGGAUACCACUUUUACUCAAACAGACGUCGUCUCCCAGAUUAUCCGAAACUGACUGGUGUACCGAAUCCAAAGCCUCUACCCGACUUUGAUAUCACCACCGCAAAGCCUCGACCGUACAGACCCUUCAGAUGGGAUUACCAUCAGACAAUGUCAUUGAAGAAACUGGAACCCGAUUUCUGGCUCGAGCUCGAAUCGACCUACGUCGAACGUAUAGCGCAACGCAAAGCUCUUUACGCCCAACACGGCAAAAGCGUCAUCGACGUCCAACCGGGGACCUCAUCCUCCGACAACGCACUGAUGACCGAACGCGCCUGCGUCGAAAUUCUGCACAUGUCUAUCUCCUUCCUCUGCGCUCGCUACCCGGACCACUUCACCUAUUCUUCCUCGACGGGCGUACUGCACAACAAGAUCUUCGACCGGAGGUUCGACGUGCCGUUCGUGGGCGAUAAGUGGGGCGAGGGAGGCGUGAAGGCGUUGGAAGUGUUGUUGGAGAACGUGCCGGAGGAUUUCUUGAUCACGUUGCCGGAUGAGAAGACCGGUUUUUAUUUCUUGAGGGCGGGACUUUCGUGUUCGGCCAUGGGGUGGAACUUGCAUUUGAAGAUCGGGAAGCCUCUGAACGAGAUCCACACGCCCGUGCCGGACUACAAGGAGAAGAUGGAGUUCUCUAUGGAUAGGUAUUUCAGCAAAAUGCCCCUCGACAAACCCAUCCAACGCGGCUCCUGGGGCCUCGAAAUCGGCCAACCCCUCUUCUGCCAACCAGAUGACCCGCACAUGGCCCUCCGCUCAACCCAAUCCCCCACCCUAACGCCCUCCCAAAUCCACCUCCGCGUAGACUGGCAGACCCUGCGUCGUCUCCCCGCCUCGCGCGCCAUCGUCUUCAACUUCAAGGCCCUCUUUACCCCGAUGUCCGAGUUCAGAGACGAGCCGUAUAUUCCCGCGUUAUUGGUGAAGAUUAUGAAGGAGGGCAAGAAGAAUAUAUUGGAGUAUAAGGGGACGUGGCACGUGGAGCAUGUGGCGGUGCCGGUACUAGAGGAAUGGGCGAGGGAGCAGGAGGAGAAGGGACUGGUUGAGAAGGGGUGGAAGGUUAGGACUUUGGAUAACGAUCCGUAUUUUCCGGGUUGGGAGCGGAAAUGGAGAGUUUGA
Stereum hirsutum FP-91666 SS1 is the source of this 1662-nucleotide messenger RNA. RefSeq lists its product as uncharacterized. Lineage: Eukaryota; Fungi; Basidiomycota; Agaricomycetes; Russulales; Stereaceae. The coding region runs from base 439 to 1662 and encodes 407 amino acids. The record is from RefSeq and is a predicted model, not a curated record. The transcript has 4 exons.